Messenger RNA from Cololabis saira (Pacific saury), 4212 nucleotides. RefSeq names its product exostosin glycosyltransferase 2 (gene ext2). The transcript has 15 exons. Gene Ontology annotation, cellular component: membrane. The coding region runs from base 183 to 2342 and encodes 719 amino acids. Gene Ontology annotation, molecular function: glycosyltransferase activity. The record is from RefSeq and is a predicted model, not a curated record. NCBI's taxonomy places the organism in Eukaryota, Metazoa, Chordata, Actinopteri, Beloniformes, Belonidae.
ACAUGUGACGGAAGGAGGAACUUCCGCCUUCCGGGAGACGCCAGCGCUAGCUCCGGGCUAGGCUAACAUCACAAUUAAGAGUCUGUCAGAGUAACUCAGUCUGUAACUGUCGCUAUGAAUCGUGAGUGAAGUCCAUGUUAAGUUGAACAUCUCGCGGCUGGUCGGACAGAGAGGUGGCAGUCAUGUAUACCUCGGGGAAGUACAGCUCGCGUGGUCCUGCGUUAAUCCCCAGGAUGAAAACCAAGCAUCGCAUUUACUACAUCACCCUCUUCUCCGUCGUGCUGCUCGGACUGAUCGCCACCGGGAUGUUUCAGUUUUGGCCACACUCCAUCGAGUCCACAGCCGACUGGACACUUGAUAAGCGCAGUGUUCAUGAUGCACCUCUCAUCCGUCUGCCGAUAUCCAGUCCCAUACCUGAGAGGGGUGAUCUCAGCUGCAGAAUGCACACCUGUUUUGAUGUAUACAGAUGUGGUUACAAUCCUAAAAACAGAAUCAAGGUCUACAUCUACCCUCUACAGAGGUUUAUGGAUGAAUUUGGGGCUCCCAUCAGCACCACAGGACUAUCACGGGAGUACAAUGAUCUGCUCAGUGCAAUCUCUGACAGUGACUUUUACACUGAUGAUGUCACCAGGGCUUGCCUUUUUAUUCCAUCUAUCGAUGUGCUGAAUCAGAACUCCCUACGUAUCAGAGAGACUGCCCAGGCUCUGGCAAUGCUACCCAGAUGGGACAAAGGCAUGAAUCACCUCCUGUUCAACAUGUUACCUGGAGGUCCUCCUGACUACAACACAGCGUUAGAUGUGCCAAGAGACAGAGCGCUUUUGGCUGGAGGCGGUUUUUCUACAUGGACCUACAGACAAGGUUAUGAUGUCAGCAUCCCAGUUUACAGCCCUCUUUCUGCAGAUGUUGAACUUCCGGAGAGACAGCCAGGGCCACGACGCUUCUUUAUUCUGUCGUCUCAAACUGCAAUUCACCGGGAGUACCGUGCUGAAUUGGAGCGUUUGAAAGAAGAAAAUGGAGAAGCAUUGCUUCUCCUGGACAAAUGUAGCAACCUCUCCCAGGGUGCAGCAUCUGCACGGAAACGAUGCUACAAAGGACAGGUGUAUGAGUAUCCACAGAUCUUGCAGGAGUCUUCCUUUUGUGUGGUCUUGCGAGGGGCACGUUUGGGCCAGGCUGCCCUCAGUGACGUGCUACAGGCUGGAUGUGUCCCCGUCAUCCUGGCAGACUCCUACGUUCUGCCAUUCUCAGAAGUGCUUGACUGGAAAAGGGCAUCUGUGGUUAUUCCAGAGGAGAAGCUGUCUGAAAUGUACACGAUCUUAAAGAGUAUUCCUCACAGACAAGUUGAAGAAAUGCAGAGACAGGCACGUUGGUUCUGGGAGGCCUACUUUAGCUCCAUGAAGUCAAUUGGCUUGACAACACUGCAGAUCAUCAAUGAUCGUAUUUAUCCAUAUGCUGCACGCACUUAUGAGGAGUGGAACGAUCCACCUGUUGUGAAGUGGUCCAGUGUGAACAGCCCUCUGUUCUUGCCACUUAUCCCACCAAGAGCUCCAGGAUUCACAGCAGUGGUGCUGACCUAUGAUCGCGUUGAGAGUCUUUUCCGGGUCAUCACAGAAAUUUCUAAGGUGCCGAGCUUGGCUAAGCUGUUGGUGGUGUGGAAUAACCAGAACAAGAGUCCUCCUGAGGAGUCUCUUUGGCCAAAGGUCAGUGUCCCUCUCAAAGUUGUGCGAACUAAAGAAAACAAACUCAGUAACCGCUUCUUCCCGUAUGAUGAGAUUGAGACGGAAGCUGUGCUUGCAAUUGAUGAUGACAUUAUCAUGCUGACAUCUGAUGAACUGCAGUUCGGCUACGAGGUGUGGAGGGAGUUCCCCGACAGGCUUGUGGGCUACCCAGGGAGGCUGCACCUCUGGGACCAUGAAAUGGGGAAGUGGAAGUACGAGUCGGAGUGGACCAAUGAGGUGUCUAUGGUUCUAACUGGAGCUGCCUUCUAUCACAAGUACUUCAACUAUUUGUACACGUAUAAAAUGCCAGGAGACAUCAAGAACUGGGUGGAUGCUCACAUGAACUGCGAAGAUAUUGCAAUGAACUUCCUGGUGGCUAACAUCACAGGCAAAGCCCCAAUAAAGGUAACCCCAAGGAAAAAGUUCAAGUGUCCUGAAUGUACAGCCAUUGAUGGACUGUCCCUAGAUCAGACACACAUGGUGGAGAGGUCUGAGUGCAUAAACAAAUUUGCUUCAGUUUUUGGAACAAUGCCUCUGAAGGUGGUGGAGCAUCGUGCAGACCCAGUGCUCUACAAAGACGACUUUCCAGAGAAGCUCAAGAGCUUCCCCAACAUCGGCAGCCUCUGACCAGCUGGUAGCAAAUGUCUGGACGUCCUCGCAGCCUCAACACUUGACACUAUAAUAUUAUCUUUUCAUAUCGAGUUACUAGUAUUCACACAAAGCAAUCACGAAGUCUCUCAGUUCAAGUGCCAUUCAUAUUCUUUUUGGAUUUCAUUUAAAAUGCACAGUUGGAUCAGGCUAUUUGGAAUCCAAAGCCUGGUCUGUAUGUGAAUUUUGGUAAAAAUGUGUUGAUGAACGUUUGACUACAUUAAUGCUACGUCUGGUGCUUGAUGGGCAGGAGGACUCAUCGGUCCCUCACUGUUACUGUUUCAGAACUGGACAAUUGAGCCUCCAGCUGCUCUGAUAUUGGCGUAUACGGUGUAUAUAUUUGUAUUUUGCAGCAAUGCUGUAUGAUAGUCAUAAUUUAUGAUGCUCCAACAAGAAUUUAAUUGUUUUUUUGUUUUUUUGGAAAUAUGACACGUUUCUUUUUAUAUGUAUAAAUGAAAAAGAAAUACAUGAUAAAUAAUUCUAACAUAUCUAUAUAGGAUUUAUUCAUGAAAUGAUUGAACACAUGUUGUAAAAUAAAUGCUUCACGAUACAUUCUGUACUGCACAAUGAUAUUGGACCAUCGGACAGAGCUUUUACCAUAAAUCUAGUUAGAACAAAUAACUGCAGAAUUUUAAGGAGAAAAAAACAUAGUCUGAACAAUUGGGAUUUACAUUUUCUGUAAUGCCAUUUAAUAAUGGCUGAGCAAGGCCGUUAUUUAUUUAUAUACAUAUAUAUAUAUAUAUAUAUAUAUAUAUAUAUAUAUAUAUAUAUAAAAAAUUCAGUUAUUUGCAUCAUCACGUCAUUAGCAUCCCAUAAACUGUUUGCCUUUUAUUUGACCACAUAUUGUAGAAUAAGUAGGAGGUUCUGAAAGUCACAUAAAUCAUUUUUCUUUUUCACUUGUUCCAUAUGCAGGUUUGUUCAUUAGUAGCUAUGUCAGCUUCAGUGUUGUGACUGUAAUAACUGUGCAGUUUCUUUUGUUUUUUUUUUAUCAUUGCCUUCUGAUGUUUUAAUUUUCCUUUUUUCUAAUAUUUUUGGAGUCAUUGAAAUUGUUCCAUUUUUUGAAGUGAGUUUGUUCAUCAAGUUGUUUGUAUUACUUUAUAAAACACAAGUAAAGUUCACACUAACAUGUUUUUGAGUUUGAAAGUUUGUAUUAUUUUAUUUUAUUCUAUUUUUCCACCCAGGUGUGAGUUAUGUGGGAAGAUGAUGAGAACAUUCAGCUUUUUCACAUCUCCCUGUAGUUUAAACUAUGUCCAUCCACAGCGGGACCCUCUGUGACAGUGCCGAUCCACUUUUCCUCGUAGCCCGUCACCUGUUGUUAAUAUACACUGCCUAAUCCACCCUGUUCAAUGUCAGCAGUUGAAAAGGGAGCAGUGCGUAUUUUUGUCAGCUUCAAUUAGUGUGAUACUCUGGUGGGUCGUGAGAUCUCAUUUCAGUGCUUGUGGCCCUUCAGAAGAGCUGAAAUGCAGGGGGAUUUCAGAAUACGACUUAAAGGAUGAGACAGUAUUUUGGCUGGGAGGUGCAAUGCAACAGAAGAGAAAAUGAAUCUGUUGUUUAACAAAUUUAGACAACUUUUUCACCAGUGGCAGCCCCAGAGACUUGCUCUUUCAUGUUUGCACUGCUCAGACUUUGGAUGUGUUAAAAACAUAUUUCUUGUCUUCGGCUUUCAAAGUUCUAAGUAGAGACUGUGGACUGUACUCGUAUUUUGAUUUCAUUGUUUGUUUUAAUGGUUUUUAUUAUAUAUACCUACUUUCAAAUCAUGAUUUUUUUUUUUUUUUUUAAUUGUAAAGUACUUCGGUCAACUUUGUUGUUUUUAAAUGUGUUGUAUAAAUAAAUCUGACCUUGACCUGAA